Molecule: messenger RNA, 1491 nt
Organism: Hibiscus syriacus
Lineage: Eukaryota; Viridiplantae; Streptophyta; Magnoliopsida; Malvales; Malvaceae
Product: putative disease resistance RPP13-like protein 1
Exons: 3
Coding region: 1-1491 (496 amino acids)
Biological process (GO): defense response to other organism
Molecular function (GO): ADP binding
Source: RefSeq, a predicted model, not a curated record
AUGGCUUCUCCUGAAGUCAUAGACUUCAUCAGGGUAGAAAAACUGAACUGCCCAUUGUUCCAAAUGCUGGAAGCUACAUUGUUGUCGAUCAACGCCGUUCUGGACGAUGCAGAAGCCAAACAAAUCAUGAACUACAACACAAAAGAUGUUCUUUCUUUGAGAAAAGGGUUUGGUGGAAAGUGUUUGAGGAAAUUACCAGCCACUUCCUUGGUGGAUGAAUCCAGUGUGUAUGGGAGAGAUGGUGAUAAAGAAGCUAUAACGAAGUUGUUGAACACAGAUGAUUCGAGUGGUUAUGGGAUUGGGGUUGUUGCUAUAGUUGGCAUGGGUGGGUUUGGGAAGACAACUCUUGCUCAGAUUGUUUACAAUGACAACAAAAUGGAGGCUUUGUUUAAGUUUGAUAUGAAAAUCUGGGUUUGUUUUUCAGAGAAUUUUGAUGCUUUUCGAGUGACAAAAGCAAUUCUCGAGGGAAUCACUUGUUUGAGUUGUGAUGUUGGGGAACUCAAUUUGCUUCAAGUUAAGCUGGCUGAAUGUUUGAUGGAUAAGAAAUUUCUUCUAGUCCUAGAUGAUGUUUGGAAUAAGAAUUAUGUCCAUUGGGAGGCCUUGAAGAGACCCUUGACCCAUGGUUCUCGAGGAACAAUUGGCAGACGAACAAUGCUGGUUGUUGUUUGUGAAUGCCAUGGCAUACCUUUAGCAGCCAAAACAGUUGGAGGUCUCCUUCGAUCCAAAAGGGAUGUCAGCGAAUGGCGGAAUGUUUUAGAGGGCAAUCUGGGGGAUUUAUCUAAAGCCGAUGACAAUAUCGUUCCUGCUUUACUCUUAAGCUACCAUUAUCUGCCUUCACAUCUGAAGAGAUGCUUUGCAUAUUGUGCCACAUUCCCCAAGGAUUAUGAUUUUGAGAUUGAGAACCUGGUCCUAUUGUGGAUGGCCGAAGGAUUACUGUCACAAAUAAUACGAAACAAGAGGCCGGAAGAUGUAGGAGUCGAGUACUUCAACAAUCUACGAUCAAGACCUUUCUUCCAACAAUCAAGUGGCACUAGAAAGCUCUUUGUCAUGCAUGAUCUCAUUCAUGAUUUAGCCGAAUUUGUCUCCCAAGGGUUUUGUAUGUUAGGGGUUCAUGAUUCUAACGAAAUCCGAAAGACGGUUCAACAUUUUUCGUAUACAAGAACCAGUUACGACAAUCUUCGAAUGUCCGAUGCCUUUAAUGAAACGAAGUGUCUGCGGACCUUCCUACCUCUAAAACCCUUUCAUUGGUUUGAAACACUACCAUACGAAGUCUAUCAUGAUCUAUUGAUAACCUUAAAAUGCUUGAGAGUUUUAACGUUGUCCAGGUAUGAUAACAUAAAAGGGUUGCCAGCUUCAAUAGGAGACUUGCAACUUCUCCGCUAUUUGGAUCUGUCCUACACUGAAAUUACGAGACUACUGGAAUCCGUUUGUGCUUUGUAUAAUCUGCUGACACUGUUAUUAGCGGAUGUGUCUCACUCCUCGAGUUGCUAA